AUGGAAAACUUAACUGAUGAACAAAUAGAAGAAUUUCGUUUAGCAUUCAAGCAAUUUGACAAGAACAUGGAUGGACUGAUAAGUCUAGGAGAGUUAGGUACUGCAAUGAGAGCAAUGGGGCAUAACCCUACAGAUAUUGAACUUCAAGAAAUGAUCCAAGAAGUCGAUUCAGAUAAAGAUAAUGCUAUUAAUUUUGAUGAAUUCGUUUCAAUGAUGCUAAAAACAAUUAAUGAUGUUGAAACUGAAGAAAAAACUCUCGAAGCUUUCAAAGUUUUUGAUAGAGAUGGGUCUGGGGUUAUAAGAGUUUCAGAACUCAAAAAUAUUAUGAUGAAUUUGGGAGACCCGAUUAAUGAAGAAGAAGCUGAGGAUUUAUUAAGUCUGGCUUCUCAGGAAGAUGGGCUGAUUGAUUAUAUUGAGUUUGUUAAAAGUAUUUUUGGAAGAAGCACAAAUUAA
Blepharisma stoltei is the source of this 453-nucleotide messenger RNA. The record is from the annotation of a GenBank genome assembly. Lineage: Eukaryota; Ciliophora; Heterotrichea; Heterotrichida; Blepharismidae.